CCAGCUCUGCCCCGCCCCAUCACCACCUAAUUCCCCACUCCGAGUCCCCAAAUCCUGAAGGCACCCCGCCGCCGCCGGCCAUCUCUCGCCGCAACCCUACCAAUUCCAGCCGCCACCCCGUCGGAGAACCGUAGCCUGCGCUCGCGGCGGACACACGGCAUGGAUGAGCCGAUGUCCAAGCUCACCAAUGACCUAAUCGCGGAGAUCCUCUCUCGCGUGCCCUACAAAUCUCUCUGCAUAUGCAAGUGCGUCUGCCCGGCCUGGCGCGGCAUCAUCGCCGACCCCGCCAACCGGAAGAAGAUGGCGCAGACCCUGGCCGGAUUCUUCUACCGCAUCACGGCCGACUCCGCCGAGCCCCCCGGCCACGCCGUCAACUACGCCGACCUGUCCGCCUUCCCUUGGGCGAGCGUCGCCGAGGCCUACCCGCGCCUGCCGCUGCCGCCCGACAGCACAGACUCCUUCGUCUCCCUCGAGGAUUCAUGCGAUGGGUUGUUUCUCACAAGCAUCCGCACGGGCACCCCUGCUGGGACAUCUCGCUACAUGGUCUCCAAUCCAGCUACAUGUGAGUAUGUUGUGCUGCCUCACUCUGGCUACGCCGGCGACUGCUGUCGCGCUUACCUGGGUUUCGACGGUGAAGUGUCCACUCAAGAGUUUCAUCUGUUUGAAUUUGUGCUGGAACAAUCCCAAUCCCUGGCUGUGAGAGGAGUGAACAUUUACUCUUCAAAAUCUGGUGUGUGGGCAUCGAUGAAAAGCCAAUGGGACAGCGAAGUUAGCCUGUGCUGGGGUCAACCCGGAGUUUUCCACAAGGGGUGUCUGCACUUGCUCAUACGUCAGCGUGGGUUGGCAAUAGUUGAUGCACAAGGGUUAAGAUGGAGAAUCAUUCCACUGCCAAUAUCAGUUGAUCCGAGUUUCGCGGGUUUCAUCGGAAAGUCUGCAAGGCAGCUAUUUUAUAUCGAUUCCGACGAUACUGAAGGACAUGAAUCAAGCACAUUUUCGACUAUAUCAGUUUACGUUCUUGGUGCUGAGAUCUAUAAGUGGGAUGGGACUCACCUGGAUGACAAAUGCAUGCAUUGGAAAUUGUUGCGUAAGCUUUCAAAUGUAGCUCCAAAUGUGUUGUUUCAGCUCGGCUUCGACCUUGAAGUCAUUGGAGUACAUCCACAUGCCAACAUAAUCUUCUUUAUAGCUCAUUGGAACAAUGAACUGAUUGCAUACGAUCUGGAUCAUCAUGAGAGCACAGUUGUAUAUCACGUUGAGCCUAACUACCAGAAGUUUAGGCCUUUUUUCUCUUAUGUGCCCUUGUUUUCCCGCCUACCACUGGAUGGAGGAAUGCGGUUGGCAACUCCAAAUUGAUGAAUGUUCUGCUGAUUAAAAGUUCGACAGUCAUCGGUUUUCAAGAUUCUGUGCUCAAAAUCAAAAGUCCCAGUCCUGCUUUCUUGGGCUAAUCAGAGUAGUUGCCGUGCCUCUACAGUAUCUGCAGUCUGCUGAUCACUCAGUUAUAGAGUAAAAUUUACCAUUUCAGGGUCAUAGUUAGCAGAAUAAUGAUACUUAUUUUUUUCCAGGGAUACUAUGAAACUUUUUGACCCAGUGCUUGUUAAGUUUAGCACUUAGCACAUGCAUAUUUAGCCAGAGUUAAUAUAAUUGUAUUGAUGUUUAGGCUAUCAGUUUAUAGACCUUUUGUGGUCUAACCUAUGUCCUUUCAUACUCACUGCUUAUUUCCUGGCUUCCUGCCUUUAUUAAUUAAGGCUAUACUGCUACUGUUGCAUCGAUUGGUUAUAUACUGCUCUCCGCAUAUAACUUCUAUUGUCAAUAUGUGUUCCGCUGAAUAAUGUGAAGCAUAUCAGCUAUUUAAACCUUGCAUACCCAUUGAACUGUUCUACUCCCUCUUACUAGUAAUUCCCUACGGUUAUAUCCUUAGUCCUCGGACAUUAUUUUGUUAGCACUACACCAAUUCUGUAUAAAUGAUGGUUAUUAGUAUUCAUGUGUAUACUAAUUUAGAGAAUCAUUACCUGGUCUUCUGUAGCCGUCUGCCUUACGAUGAGGCGGCAAGAAGCAGUCUAUGUUGGGUUCUUACUCUGUUUUGAAGACUCAAAUAAACAAUGCUCCACUCACAUGAAACAUUGGAUUAGAUGUUAGCAACUCGGGAUCAGAUGGGUGUCCAUCAGGCUGCAGGUGGAAGUGGGGUUAAAUGGGACUAGCAAGCCCAAAUUGCCUAAAUGGGAUCCCAUUGGAAAGGAAAAAGAUUAAAUGGGCUAUCUCUAUUACCCCAUUGGGACCCCACCAGCCCCUUCUUUCUCCUUCUCGUGGACACACAUAGGAAGAAGGAACAGGCGUGCAGCAGAGGCACUCCCGUCACCGCCGUCGAUGGACGCACACCGGCGCUGCCAAUGGACGCCGCCGCCACAUCCACUCCUCUUCUGCCUUGCACUCAACCUCUCCUGCCCCCCUGCCUCACAGCUUCUCCCGAUCGUGCCCGGGGCUGCAGGUACCGAGCAGGUACGGUGCCGCCACCUUGACGGACUUGAACAUGGUGUCGUCGCCGGCCGCGACCCAGGCCUGCCCCAGCCGUGCUGAUGCUCGUCGGCCUCCGCCGCCGCAUUGUCCCUCCCGUGCUUGAGCAGCCAAGAUCUGACCAUGCUGAGCUCCCCGCCGCCCACCCAUUGCCGCCUCCGCGGCUGCCAUCAGCACCCUGCCCAGGUCCAUGGCCAGCCAGCUAUGACCAGCUCUCCUGCUCCCGACGCGCUACUAUACUAGUGCUGGUGGUGGCUGCGGUCAUGGGGCGGGUCGGCGAGGGAGUGAAGCGUUGGGGGAAGAAGGCAUGUCUCUUCUGGCGUGGGGUGGGGUGGGGCGAGGGAGAAAUCCAGCGGAACCCCCUGGUUUAGUGGAAUCCCACUUACCCCAACUAACCCACCUUAAUUUUACUGGGUUGUUAGUUAUAACCCACUAAAUCUUGGUGGAACUAAGUAGACUUUGGUGGGACGCCCACGGUCAGUCCCACCUGCAGCCUGAGGUGUCCAUCUGCAGACCACAUUGGUUAGCAAUCCAAAACCAUGGGGUUAGUUUGCUUAGUAUACUUACUAGUUUCUAGCUUCCUGUGUGGUCCUUUUCUCACUUUUUUUUCUGUACAGUUUGAAUGUCUGAUACCUUAUCUGUUUUUUCUAAUUAUUUAUUAUAUUGCAGUGCACCGAUUUCAUAGUGAUGUAAGCCCAGAUUAUCCUGUUAAAGAUAGAUUCAGCAGAGGUUGCCUGAUCUCAGCUUAGUCUUCUACCCCUUUCGAGCACAGUUACUGUUUGGAUGCCAAUUCUUCAAGGCAAGGCAGAUGCAUCGGCCAAGCAUCGAUCAGUUCACUUCCAUCAGCAUUUACGUUAGCAUGGCGAUUUCCUUGUGAUCCUUUGCUGGGUGCCCGUAGACCAUGCUGCCCAGGAAACAGUGGGUAUACUCAAAGGCGGUAAUAAUAUUGGGGAAAUUUGGGGACAGAAAUACACUCAACCAACACGAGUCCGCCAGAGGACAAGUGGGAGUUCUGAGUGAGGCUUGAGCCGCUGGCUGCAGAUGACUUUCACCCCGCAGCAUCUGAGCUGGAAACGCUGGAUGGCCGCACCAUGCCGGUGUUUCCAUAUAUUCCAGAUGCAGAUCUGGAGGAAAGUUCAGCCUCUCUUUCUGGCUACACCCCUGAUUCAGAGAAAUAUUUGCUGGUUUCUUAAUAUGACACCUCAUAUUUGGUAAAUAGUGACAGCUUCAGGAAGACCUGUUGGUGACCGCAGUGAAUAGCAGUCAUCCGAUCCCCAUGGCGUUCUUCGUGGCGAACACCACAGCGCAAGACGCGGGUCAGGUUUGCAGAUCCGGUGCACCUAUGAUCCUGAAAGACUAGAACCUUGACAUUUUGUCUUCGGGAACUGAGUUCAGCUUUGACGGAUUGUUGUGUAACUUGGCCACUGUUCAACUCUGACUGUAGCUUGUUGUCUGAACAAGUCAGCAGGAGCAUAGUCUGCACCAGAAGAUUUGGCAAAUAACUGAGAAAUUCUGAUUGAACAUGGAUAUAUUAUUGUUGGAAAGGAAGUCUGUAUAUUCAAAAAGUUAAUGGCAUGAUUGAUAAAGAGAUGUGGGCAUAUACUAUUGUUAUCCUGAUUCUAAGUUCUAGAUAAUACACUUCAACAGCAGAAACCAUAUUAUUCUGUACAUAUAACCACAGUUCACAAAUACAACUCAAACAAGUCCAUCAAGCUCCUGCUCUACAACUACGUCCCUAAUGGUAAUCUGCAGAAGCUCCUCAGCGAGAAAAGGAGCCUGGACUGGGAAUACACAGUACAAGAUCUGUCGGGGCAGCGCUGCGCUGCGUUCCAGCGAUACUACACUGGGAUGUCAAGUGCAACAACAUACUGCUCGACUCGAAGUAUGAGGCAUACUUGGCUGAUUUUCGGCUGGCCAAGCUAAUGAACUGUCCCAAGUCCCAACUAUAUCAUGCCAUGUCGCGUAUCGCUGGUUCUUAUGGGUACACACUGCUCCAGGCAAGUAACUUGUACUAACGUGCAUUUAUAUCCUCUUAUCUUGUACUGUUUCUUACUAUCUUCAGCAUUUAGAACUGUAGACAGAUAGAGUACAUUCAUUCACCAGUUGAUCCUACAGCUCCGUGACUUAUUGGGGUAGUGCUGUUACCUAAGCAAGAAUCUUUGACCUGUGGUUGCUUCUUGUAGUAAGCUUAACAUGGUUCUUCAUCCAUGACCAUGUCGAUAUUUUGUAGUUUAAGCAGGUGACUAAGUAGUAACUGACACUGUUCUCGCUGAAGCACGUUGGCCUCAUGCUGUUGAUUCCAAAUGCCUAGCACAUCACUGUGUUGAUUUGUGUAAUUAUAUUGAAGUGCAGCGAUAGGUACAAACUACAAUUAUUGUUCUACUAAGUACUAAAUAAACUAAAAGAUGAUUUCAGUUUCAUGGCACAGUGGUUUGACAUUUGCCUUUCAUUUCAAAGUAUGGCUACACCUUGAACAUCACCGAGAAGAGCGACAUGUACAGCUACAGCGUGAUGCUCCUGGAGAUCUUGAGCGGGUGGACGGAGCGUCAUCGAGCCGAUGGUCAGCGACAGCCUCCACACUGGAGUGUGCGAACUGCGAAGAAGAUGGGGAGCCACGAGCCGGAAGUGAACAUCCUGGGCCCCAAGAUGCGUGGCAUGCCAGACCAGCUAGUCCAGGAGAUGCCGCAUGCGCUGGGCAUUGCCAUCUUCUGGGUGAAGCUGGCGCUGGAAGGAGGCUGUGGCCUUCCUCAAGGAGGCGAGGAGUGACCUAAGACUGGCAGCGAGGAGGCUGACUAGAGCAUCUUUGUGGUGGAUUCAGUGGCGAAUCUUGUACAAGAAAUGGAGGGACAUCAGGAGAUGAUAUGUGAAAGGAAAAUGAGUAGGAUUUUGAUAAUUGCCUAGCUAGCUUUGGUUAGGGGUUUCUUGUACAGUUUGAGAUGACGUUGUAGCUCAUUUCUGGGGAACUUGAGUGAGAAAUUUCAAUGUUAUUAGUUUGCUCUUGCAAA
Messenger RNA from Triticum dicoccoides, 5513 nucleotides. RefSeq lists its product as uncharacterized. Bases 160 to 1350 code for a protein of 396 amino acids. The record is from RefSeq and is a predicted model, not a curated record. Lineage: Eukaryota; Viridiplantae; Streptophyta; Magnoliopsida; Poales; Poaceae. Gene Ontology annotation, molecular function: protein binding. The transcript has 2 exons.